Paramecium tetraurelia is the source of this 522-nucleotide messenger RNA. RefSeq lists its product as uncharacterized. NCBI's taxonomy places the organism in Eukaryota, Ciliophora, Oligohymenophorea, Peniculida, Parameciidae. The record is from RefSeq and is a predicted model, not a curated record. The transcript has a single exon.
AUGCUCACAGAAGUAUAAGGCGCUAGACCUCAGUCAGCUAAAAAACGAGUCAAAGAAAGAAGCGUACUGGAUGCUCUUCACAGGGUUAGAGAAUGGAGAAGGAUAUUUGAGCAAGGGAAAUCUUAAUAGAAUACAAACUAACCAAGAAUUAGUCUGCAAGAAGCAGCCAAUCUUGUUUAAAUCCCAAAGAAAACUUUAGAAGACUAUGUUCAAAUAUUUAAAAAAGUUAAUUUGAUAUGUAGGAUUGAAGACUUUGGUAAUAAGAGAAUGGGAUUUCUUAGAAAAUUAAUACAAAUAAAUUAAGCGUAUAUUAAAACAGUUGCUCAUAUAAGAAAGUAAAAAAAAAAUCAAUUUAACAAUGCCAAAAAAGAGGAUCCAUAUUAAAGUAAAAUUAAGAUUGAAUUCGAACAUAAUGCCGACGUUUAAAAUAUCAAAGAAGAGUAAUUAGAAACCGUUACAAUAUAAGAGGUCAAGUAAGAGGUAAAAUAGGAGGAAUAACAGCCAAAACUAAUUUUCAACUGA